AUGGGAGAACAAAUUCUUUAUGAUAACUUUCCUUUAAUAUUUUUGAACAAUGAUGAAAAUGAAAAUUUUGAUGAUAAAAAUGAAAGGGAUUUCCGAAAAGAAAUAAAAAAUAUUAUAGAAAAACUGAAAUUAUUACGAAUUGAAAUAAAUGAAAAAUAUUCAAUAAGGAGUGUACUUGAGGAAAAACUAACAAUAUUACAAAAGGAGGAACAUGUAAAACAAAAUAAUAUGAAAUAUAUCAUGAAUUUUUCUGAAAAUAAUUUAUAUGAAAGAGAAGUUUUAAAUUAUAAAAAUAAUAUAAAAUAUUUAAAAAAACAAAUUAAAAAUAGUACAUGUAAAAUAAAAUUGCUAUUAGAAAAAGAAUUUAAAGUGAGGAAACAAUUGCAAUUAAACUAUAUGGCUUUAUACGAUUUAUUAAGUGAGCGUAUUAAUUACAUUUUAAAUGAUUAUAUAAAACAUAGAAAAUGCUCUUGUGCUAUUUAUGCAUAUCAACAGGAAAAUAAAAAAGUAUAA
Messenger RNA from Plasmodium gallinaceum, 513 nucleotides. Its product is annotated as conserved Plasmodium protein, unknown function. The record is from RefSeq and is a predicted model, not a curated record. NCBI's taxonomy places the organism in Eukaryota, Apicomplexa, Aconoidasida, Haemosporida, Plasmodiidae. The coding region runs from base 1 to 513 and encodes 170 amino acids. The transcript has a single exon.